Molecule: messenger RNA, 7202 nt
Organism: Cheilinus undulatus (humphead wrasse)
Lineage: Eukaryota; Metazoa; Chordata; Actinopteri; Labriformes; Labridae
Product: signal-induced proliferation-associated 1-like protein 2
Exons: 16
Coding region: 806-4582 (1258 amino acids)
Biological process (GO): epithelial cell morphogenesis; regulation of small GTPase mediated signal transduction; activation of GTPase activity
Cellular component (GO): plasma membrane; Golgi apparatus; cytoplasm
Molecular function (GO): GTPase activator activity
Source: RefSeq, a predicted model, not a curated record
AGGGAGGAGGACGGCACAAAUCAACCUGCCUCUUGACUUUAACAACAGAAUAAGCGGAGCCGGCUCAGACGCAGCCACAGAGAUUCAAGGAAGUGGGUUUUAUUUGUGUGCGUGUCGCCUGAUUUUAUUUUUGGACAGAGGAAGAGAGGGAGAUCGGCAGACAGGAGGAGGAACUGAAGCAAGAGGAGGAGGAGAACGAGCUUCACCGUGGAGAUAGAUAGCAGAAAAAUGCUGUCAUGGGGAGAGCAGGGGAGGGAGUCGGCAGAGAGGAACAGGAUGAAACAAGGCAGGGUCGAGCGGAGCUGAAAUGUGGAGGUGGCCAGUGGACCAGUGCAAAAGGGAAGCAGCAGGCACUGAAGAGUGCAGACAAAUGGAUGCCAUGUUAGGAGGGUUGAUAAAGACAGAGCCUCUCCUACGCGGGGGACAGAGAGUCGGGCUCCAGUGAUGAUCUUUACUUUGAAGGAGCAGCCCCACCCAACUGGAAUACCAUCAAAACACACAUCAGUAAUAAAACUACGAUGCAUAUCCUCUCAGAAUCCUUCAGUUUUACACUUUGAGGACUUGUUGACUUAUUCCUAGCUUCACAGAGACAUCUAUGGGAGCUGAAAGGUUGAGAAAGUUCAGCCAUCGUAAGUGGUGUGAAUGAGUUUUAUGUUUGCUGCUAUCACUCAGCGGCGUUUUUCAUCUUCUCACACAUCCCUCCAGUUUCACACUAGCACCACAGAGACCAGGUUGGAGAUUUAACUGGGAGCGCAGGAAGCUCUGGAGAAAAGACUGUAGAAGUGGAGUCAGUUUCUAGGGCACCAUGCAGUCAGAUGAUCUCUUCAUCCGCAAGUUUCGCCGUCAGAACAUGCGGCCGCCCAUCGCCACGGUUAACUUUGACCCCAAACGCGAAGCAGGUGUGGUGGAGUGGCCGCCCAGGAGGGAGGCUGAUGGAGCCGACAGAGACAGCCUCACCCCGAGCCGUGUGGGGCUCAACCUCAGAUCUGUGGGCCGGGGUCAUAUCAUGCAGAGAAGUAACAGCGAUGUAACUCUAGGGGACUUGGACUCCUCAGGGAAGGCUGGGGGGAAAGCAGUUCGGACGGCUGGUGAGAAAGCAGGUGUGGGGUCUCAGGGGGACUCAGGUGUUCUGCUGCACAGGGAAUACGGCAGCUUGUCCUCGCUGGAGAGACAGACUCAAGCACAGGAGGCAAGCUCUGCAGAUCAGGGGCCCCUGAGUCCAAAUGCCCUCCGCUUCAAAGACCCGUUCCUGCUUUUAGGACUGCAGGGAAAUCCUCCAGAGCCUGAUGGCUUCUUUAGAGGUCUGUCUCUUUCCACAGGGGAGUCCCCAAAACCUGCCAAGCCACCGAAGCCUGAAGGUCUGAGUAAGAAGAGUAAACCCCUGCCCCCUCAGAUCCCCCAACCGGGUCCAUACGACAACAUCGGGGGCGGCGCCUGGGUCAGGAACUUUGCCCACUACGACGUCCAGAGCAUCCUGUUCGACCUCACCGAGGCAGCGACAAACAGAGACAGCAUUGGACGUAAAAAGAACAUCACCUCAGGAGCUUCGGCUGCCUCCCAGCUGAGGCCCCUCUCCCAGGCCACCCCGUCCUCACCUGCGCAAGGCGGGGGAGGCAACGGGGGGAACACAGACGACCCUGAGCAGUCCCUGUUGCUAGAUGAAGGGGAUGGCAAUGAUAACGAGCUCCUGCUCAGCUGCCCACACUUCCGCAAUGAGACUGGAGGAGAGGAGCAGGUGGGUCUGGGUAGGUCCCAUGGGAGAAGGGGACUCUGGUCAAGUCUGCGGACCCCCAAUGAUGCAGUAUCGGUUCUGGAGGAGCCCAGAGAGAGUCACAUCCAACAGCAGGGCAAGAGCAACUACUUCAUAGAGCAUGCAGACCUGGGAGCGCAUUACUAUCGCAAAUAUUUCUACAUGAAAGAACACCAGAAUUUCUUCGGCAUGGACGAUCGCCUUGGUCCAGUGGCCAUCAGCUUCCGUCGCGAGGAGAAGGAAGGAUCCAGCGGAUCUCAGUACAACUACAGAAUCAUCUUUCGCACCACGGAGAUGAAGACACUGCGAGGUUCCAUCCUGGAGGAGUCAGUGCCUUCUGCCGCUCGACACACGACCCCCAGGGGCUUGUCUCCCAAGAGGCUGCUGGAGUUCAUCAUGCCUGAGCUGAACCUGCACUGUCUCCGCUUAGCUUCAAAUUCCCCCAAGGUCCGAGACACCCUGCUGAAGCUCGACGAGCAGGGGCUGAACUUCCAGAGAAAGGUUGGCGUGAUGUACUGCCGUGCCGGGCAGAGCUCAGAGGAGGACAUGUACAACAAUGAGAGCUCGGGGCCGGCGUUCGAAGAGUUUCUGGAUCUGCUCGGGGAGCGGGUGCGCCUGAAGGGCUGGGAGAAAUACCGAGCUCAGCUGGACAACAAGACGGACUCAACUGGGACACACUCUCUGUACACGCGCUACCAGGACUAUGAGAUUAUGUUUCAUGUGUCCACCAUGCUGCCCUACACAGCCAACAACACACAACAGUUGCUGAGGAAGCGACACAUCGGGAACGACAUCGUGACAAUCGUGUUCCAGGAGCCUGGCGCUCUGCCCUUUACUCCCAAAUCCAUUCGCUCACACUUCCAACACGUCUUCAUUAUCGUGCAGGUUCACGAGCCCUGCACUGACAACACCUACUACAGGGUGGCUGUGACUCGCUCUAAAGACAUCCCAUUAUUUGGCCCACUGUUCCCUAAAGGCGCCCGCUUCCCUCGCUCAUCUGCCUUCAGAGACUUCCUCCUGGCGAAGGCAGUGAACGCUGAAAAUGCCGCAGAGAAGUCAGAGAAGUUCCGUUCCAUGGCCACCCGCACACGGCAGGAAUACCUGAAGGACCUGGCUGAGAACUACGUCACCACCACACCCAUCGACUCCUCCACCAAGUUCCCUCUGCUCUCUCUGGGAGGCAAGCGCAAAGACAAGUUAAAGGGUGCCAAAGGGGCGGAGCUGCACAGUGCCGGAGCACUGGUGUGGGCUGUGAUGGUCAACAGCCGGGGGGAGGACGGCGAGGCGGGAGAGCACAAGUUGCCAUGUCUGUUGGGAGUGUCGGCUGAGUCGGUGGUGCUCAUUGAGAGAUGCACGCGCAGGGUGGUGUUUAACUGCUCCUGUCGGGAUGUCAUCGGCUGGAAGGCGGUGACAGAGGCAAAGGAAGGAGGGCCAUGUUUGGAUAUCUUUUAUGAGAGGGGGGAGUCGGUGUCAAUCAGUGUGAUGGAGAGCCAGGCCGAGGAUAUCCGGGAGGUGGUGCAGAGGCUAGAGCUGGUUACUCGGGGCUGCGAGGCUUUUGAGGUCACCCCCCUUCGAGACGGAGUUGGGCAGCCAGGCUUCCUCAUGAACGAGGAAGGCUUUGUGACAGAGCUGCAGCGAUUCUGUUAUGCCGAGAGCGGAGGUUUGCAGCUCUGGGCUCGUGUGGUGCGGCUCUGCGGACACUCAUUGGUUCAUCUUAGCUCAGAGGAAAGGACCAGGCUACUCCGCACGGCGCACAAGAUCCACAUCACCGUCAUCCCGCCGGACGAAAAUGGGAAGCCACGCAGAAGUUUCUCUGAGCUCUACCAGAAAGCCAUUAAAGACGCUGAGUGUAAACCUGGCGAAGAUCAGUCCGGAGAGGCUUGGGUGCUUGACGAAAGGGAAGAAGAAGAAGAGGAGGAGGAAGAGGUUAAGGUGGACGACAAGCUGAAGGCUGGCGGGGCCGAUGAGGUGGAAAUAAUGGAGAUUGAGGCUGAGGAGGGCGAAGGGCAGGAUAAAGGGCAAGGCGAGAGGAGUCACAGCACACUCCUCAUGCCGCCCAGCUUACCUUUGUUACGAGCCACUUCCCUGCAGGACCAACCAGCCAAUCAGAGUGAGGACGGUGGCGGCACACAGCUCACACGCAGCUGCUCACUGGAGAGGACGUCCUACGGGGACACAUGUGACGGGCACGUGUAUGACAACGUGGAGCUGAAGGGCAACCGCCACAUCUACGAAAAUGUGGGCGAGCUGAAAGACGCCACACCUGAUCUGAUCCUGGCUGUCAAACCCAAAGUUCCCCUGGAGGACGAACAGUUCAUGGCGGCUGACUUUGGCGAUGACAAAGCUUCGGCGAGUGACUCUUCCUUGCGGUUGUCAUGUGUCGACCGAGCUGAAAGAAACUCACGAGCACUCAGUCUUCAUAACUCCAUCACCAAGAUUCUUUCAGAAACGACAGAUUCAUCUGAGGAGGAGUGGCAGUCCAUCGCUGACCUGGCCACGGCCUGCCGCAGCAUCUUGGAGGCUCUAUCACGAGAGGACCGUAAAGCUGCAGACCCUUCCCAAGCUGGAGCUGACCAGACAGACGGCAAGCUGAAAGACUCAAAAGAGAGUGACUCUCCAGGCCACCUAGAGGAGAAAGUUUCACAGCUGGAAGCCAUGCUGAAGAAGCUGCAAGAUGACCUGCAAAAGGAGAAAGAGGACAAGGCGGUGCUGCAGGCCGAGGUGCAGAGCCUCCGGCAGAACAACCAGCGGCUGCAGGAGGAGUCUCAGAGCACGGUGGCUCGCCUCAUCAAAGUCACCGAGCUGCUGUGCAACGUCAACAAGCCCUGUUAGCUCCGACGCUGCAUGCACAAUAACACACAAAUCAGCAGAGAUGCAACUCGUGCAACAUGAUUGUGCACUACUUGUUUUUCUCAUAAAUAUUUGCAAACUAGACAAAAAACACUUAUCCUUCUUAAUCUGUGUUUAAUCACAGUCUCAAUCCUGAAUCUUGGACCUGCCUGCUGGUGAGGAAGUAUGCAAAAAAACAACUCAUAAAAAAGACAAAAAAAAAGGACAUUUUCUGCAUCCCAUGACCUUCACAGACCGACCGGCUCUGAGGCUGCUGGUUGCCAGAGUGCUUCUCUAUUAGUGCAAUGGAUGGAUGUGUGCGCAGCAUGUGUGUAUGCGUGCGUGUGUGCAUCUCUUACUGUACCUUGCUUAAAUACUUGACAAGCUGGGCUGAAUAGCACUUGCAUAAAAAAGUGGCAAUUAAGACUGAGAGACACUGUAUAGCAUGUUAGGUGGUGUCUUAUCUGAAAUGACCAAAAGUGUAAAUAUAUAUCACCAAUAAUAUACGUUGACAGUAGUGUUGCUAUCCUCCAGGCCAGACGUGUAGUUGCAGUGUAUGAGUGUGGCGCUGAUAGUGUGGGAGAGCUGUGUAACAAAACAAAAAAAAGGGAACGUGACAAUGACGAGCCUUUAGGCGGCCUUCUACUUCAAAAAAAUGUAAUGAUGGUAACAGAGUCGCCUCAGUUACGUAAGGACAUCCUCCCCUGCCCUCGUCUUCUCUCAGUUGUACUGUAUUUCAAGAAAUGCUGGAGUUUUAAGGGAGAUCUUAAAAGGACAUGAAGAAAAAAUGAACUGAGCAUGCUCCUGGAAAAAAGUGAUACUGAUAAGGUUUUAUACCUCUCCUGAAGACACAGAAAAUGGCAGGAAAGAGCUGCUUCAGCUUCCUUCCAUGUAGCUGUUUUCUUCUAACCUCACUAUUGUAGCAGCCAUACUGUAGAAGAUCUCCUCCAGCUGGCCUGAACCACAAAAUGCCCAAAAAGGCAGCUUCUCUGUCAGCUGGCAACAUAGCUUUAGGUGUCUGAAAACAACACCUUGAAGUAAUAGUGAAAAAGAGAAUAUUGUAUUUAAAUAUGUUUUGUGUUCGGCGGAUGAUACAGUGAAAGUUUUGUGGCUUACGAGUGGUAGCGAUAAGGACAAUACCUGAUGAGUGUUUGUGUGUGUUUCUGUGUCGUUCUUGCACUUUCUUUUAAGGUAAAAUCAGCACUGGAUAGGGCACACGCUGUACUUUAUUUCAUGCCCGGGUUAUGUCUUUGCUCAACAUAAGAAGGUGGAGACGAUCUCAUCCCCCUGAUGCCACCUUACCUCACCUUUUUUUUGUGUCCACUGCUGCUCACAACGAUGUUCAGAGGAGUCACACCGCUUCUCCUCAGUGCCAACAAAAAAGCCCAGGCAGCUCUACUGAUCCCAGAGAAAUCAAACAGAACUGACUCCACCACAACAAAAAGGGAUGCCAAACGAUCGCCAGUCACUCAGACUCUGUUGUUUUUCUUGUACAAACUUUCUCUUGUAAUUUUAAUUUAGAGUCACUGUGAAUACCUGGUACCAGCAUAUUAAGAUACAGUAUAUACAGAUUAAAUUAUGAGUCUAUCAGUAUGUGAAGAUACUGUAUGUACAGCUGAACUGUUCCAUGUUACUUAGUGCAUUGGGUUGUGUAUGCCCUCCUUUUUGCAGGAUGAUUAUGCAGACAAAGUGUUUAACCGGCUCCUGUUUCAUCUCCUGUACAUGCUGAAGCCUCAUGACUGACCGGGGGGAGGUGCUGGUGUGAGAAGACCUGUUUUACUACGUCUCUUGUAUAGUUAUCAAGAUUGUAGGAGGUUGGUCAAGCAUGAGAAUGUGCCAAGCAACUUCCAAGCUCCCCUUCUGUAUGUGUGUAUGUAUAAAAAUGUAACUUAUUAAUCAUGCAAAUGUGGAUUUUCUUGUAGAUGUUUGAACUGGUGGGAAGUCCUGAGAGGAAAAUGUGAAAUAGGUUAGAAAAGAAAAGGUGUACAUUUUAUUUCUUUGUAGAAAAACCAACAACAAUGAUACGAAACAGCAAAUAUCUGCAAAUCUUGCUCAUGGUUCCUGUUAUCAUUCUAGUAUUGAGCUAUUUCAGCUACAGCUCUGGCAUAUUUAAUAAGGUCUUUUGACACCAUUAGGUACGCCUUAAUGAGUUAUGAUCAAACUGGUCAUACCAGUGAUAUGUGAAGGCUUAUUUCUCUGACUUUGUGCCUACCUGAAAAUCAAUGUAUGUUAACCCAGCGUAGUGACCUCAUUUCUUUGUUUUUGGUUACAUUACUGAGGUUUCUCUGUGGAAGAGACCAUCCUAACAUCUGGUCUGUCAUCCACUACAGAGGAAAAGUCAUUGAGUAACAUAAUCAGAAAGAACAGGUAUAAUAAUGAUAAUAAUAAAAGGUGUGUGUUGUUGGUCUGAAGAAAAACUGAGCAGCACUGAUUGUUCAGAAGAGCAAAGAGAGAAAUAUAUGGUUUUUACGUGAAUUAAAAAAGGAAAAGGGUGCUUAAAAUGAUGAUGAUGAUGUAUUGAAAUGGAGUUUCAGUUGAAAUGAAUGUGUUGAAUGGUGUAUGCUUCCCUGAUGGGAUGAUUAUUUUGGUAUUUAAAUAUUUAAGAAUAAAUUGUCUCAGAAAA